AAAAAAGCUUUUCUCCCUGGCAGUCCAUCGAAUCAAACGCUGCCGCAAAAUCUUGUUAGUCAGUAUUGAAUUCGAUUUUCAAGCAAACAGAAGUUCUAAAAAUUUCGGUAUCUUGCUGUGUGUCUCGUGUUCUCCCAGCUCGCUAAAAUCAUAUACAUAUAUACCUAUUUAAAUACUUUUAUAAGCACAUCUGAACAAAAAUUCAUCAGAUCACCUCCGUUGCAGACGUACAAAAGAUAUUGAUAUUAGUGGUACUUUAAAAGUACACAUCAAUUAUAGAAACGUAUUUUUCUCAGGGCGCUAGUUCAUUUUAAUACUCAAAACGUUACGGAGGGAUGUCGUUGUAAGGCCCGUUUACACUCUAUUAGUUGCGGAGAAAAUAAGAAGUGAACCUCCUAAAAAGCGAAAUCUGGAGAGCAGUUAAAGAUUUUUAGUCGCAAUAGAUUUUCUUAAGUGUGCCAUCGCGAUGGCUGCACCAGCAGCCUGUACGCGUUUUUCGGACAAUUACGACAUCAAAGAAGAGUUGGGAAAAGGAGCAUUUUCAAUUGUGAAAAGAUGUGUCCAAAAAUCGACUGGCUUCGAAUUUGCUGCAAAAAUUAUAAAUACAAAAAAAUUAACAGCCAGAGACUUUCAAAAACUGGAACGUGAAGCAAGGAUCUGCAGAAAGUUACACCAUCCCAACAUAGUGCGGCUACAUGACAGCAUACAGGAGGAAAACUAUCACUACCUUGUUUUUGAUCUUGUAACCGGUGGUGAACUUUUUGAAGAUAUCGUUGCACGCGAAUUUUAUUCAGAAGCUGAUGCAUCACAUUGUAUUCAACAAAUAUUGGAAUCAGUCAAUCACUGCCACCAAAAUGGUGUGGUGCAUCGAGAUCUGAAACCAGAGAAUUUACUAUUAGCUAGUAAGGCAAAGGGUGCAGCAGUGAAACUCGCUGACUUUGGUCUAGCCAUUGAAGUUCAAGGCGAUCAUCAGGCUUGGUUUGGAUUUGCCGGCACUCCAGGAUAUCUGUCGCCUGAGGUAUUGAAAAAGGAGCCCUAUGGCAAAUCGGUAGACAUAUGGGCAUGUGGAGUUAUUCUUUACAUACUUUUGGUCGGUUAUCCACCAUUUUGGGACGAAGAUCAGCAUCGACUGUACUCGCAGAUAAAAGCAGGAGCGUAUGAUUAUCCGUCGCCAGAAUGGGAUACGGUUACUCCAGAAGCUAAAAAUCUUAUCAAUCAAAUGCUAACGGUUAAUCCAAAUAAACGAAUAACCGCAGCUGAGGCAUUAAAACAUCCGUGGAUUUGUCAACGAGAACGUGUGGCUUCCGUUGUGCAUCGCCAAGAAACCGUAGACUGUCUCAAGAAAUUUAAUGCGCGGCGCAAACUAAAGGGAGCCAUACUUACGACAAUGUUGGCUACCAGAAAUUUUUCAAGCAGAAGUAUGAUAACUAAAAAAGGUGACGGAUCCCAAGUCAAAGAGUCAACCGAUUCAUCUAGCACUACUCUUGAAGACGAUGACAUAAAAGAAGAUAAAAAAGGAACCGUUGAUCGCAGUACCACAGUCGUAUCAAAAGAGCCUGAAGAUAUAAGGAUACUGUGUCCUGCAAAAACUUGUCAGCAAAUUACUGGAAACUCGCAGUGCUCUUCAGCAGCUAGACGACAAGAAAUAAUAAAGAUAACUGAGCAGUUGAUUGAAGCAAUUAACAGUGGCGACUUUGAUGGAUACACCAAAAUAUGUGAUCCGCAUCUAACUGCCUUUGAGCCGGAAGCAUUGGGUAACCUUGUAGAAGGAAUUGAUUUUCACAAAUUUUAUUUUGAAAAUGUUCUUGGUAAAAACUGCAAAGCUAUAAACACAACCAUUUUAAAUCCUCAUGUGCACUUACUUGGUGAAGAAGCCGCUUGCAUUGCCUAUGUCAGACUUACACAGUACAUUGAUAAGCAAGGACAUGCACAUACUCAUCAGUCCGAGGAGACGCGAGUCUGGCACAAGCGCGAUAACAAAUGGCAGAAUGUUCAUUUUCAUCGAAGUGCAUCUGCCAAAAUAAGUGGAGCAACUACAUUCGAUUUUAUACCCCAAAAAUAGUGGGCAUUAAUCAAUGGAAUAUAAACUGUCAUUAUGCACAUGUCAAUGAAAGUGCUAUAUUUAUUUUUAGAGAUCGCAAUAGUUUAUUGCAAAUAAAGAUGCUAGUGCAAAUUUUAUUAUUUUAUUUACAUUUUGAAGAGUCUAGUGUGGACCUAUAAAAAUAAAAAAUACUACUAACAGCAUAUAUCACAUUUUAGAUAUCACAUAGAACCACAUUUACUUGAGAAAUUUAAGAAGCAAACGCAAUUUAAAUACAAAAACAUUGGUACAUUAAAUGUUUGAUGUAAGUGUCGUGGUACCAAUUGUAAACAUAAAUGUUCUCAAUUGCAGAAUCAAGUUUAUUAUUUAACUAUUAUUAAUAUUGAAAUAACAUGGAAAACUUUGUAUCUAUUGGAACAAGUAAAAUAAAUUCCAAUUACUUUAAUUAAUCGUCUCAAAAUAAUUGCAAACAAUUUAGAACACUUGUAUCAUCUACUAGGAUACGAAAAUUUUUUUGUUCGCGCAGUCCGCUUAUUCUCGUUCGUAAAAUAAAUACACACAUAAAGUUUAUCAAAACGUGUGAGUACAGGCGUUUAAAAUUACUGAAGUUAGCAAGUGUAAAGCAUUAGGUUAUAUCAAUGAAACAUGAAGUUUGAAAAAAUUAAGUACGUUUAAACAGAAUAAUGAAAUUAGCUAACUGAAAUAUAAAACUAAAUCCAAAUAAUUGCAAUUAUGCGAAUACUUUAAAUUACUUCUAUGUAUGUACAUCUAUUUCGGCAUUUUGUCCGCAUCUUAAAAACUUUCGAAGUAUAAGAACACUAUUAACCCACAUAUACGGUUUUUAAUGUUGGUCAACCUUUUAUAUACAUUUCUUUGGUUAAAUAGAAACACCAUUUUUACUAAUUUGUGUUUGAGAUGUUCAAGUUUUAAAAAGUAAUCUUUUUUCUAAUCAUAGAUUAUUAUAUAAAUUUCCUUUUUUUUUUUAGACAUUGUUUACUUGGCCUUAUAAAAAACAUGCCUAAGGGCUUUAUUUAUAAAGUGUAUUAACUUUUUAUUAUUAUUAGUUUUUGCUGAUAUUUUCAUUUGUUAAUAUCCAUAUACCAAAAGUACUCCCAAUUGUUCCAUUCUUAAGUUAAUGGGCAUAACAUAAUCAAUAGAGUUAGUAUCAGUAUAUUAACUCGAUCUUUUCCAAUAGAUGUCGAAUAGCUUAAUAGAAUUUAUGUUUCUUUUCACCGAUAACCAGAUGUUGAUACAAUUGAAAUGAAUACUUGUCACAAAAAAACAUUUAAAUGCAUAUUUCUCCGAACCGUUUUUAAAGACAUUUUAAGUGGUGCCACAGUAAAAAAAAUACAAGGGACGCGCGGGAAAAUGUGUCAUUUACAACAUAAAGCAUACAUACAAAGGUUCUUAAGUUUUUGUUUCAUAUUGUGUUUAAACCUUAUGAGCAAAAAGGUAAUUUAAGCAAUGCAAUAAGACACAAAAAACUAUUUUUCCUAAAAUGAAAGAUACGAUGAUGUGUUUUCUAAUUUUUCUUCUAAGUGUAUUAGGUUAAGCUGUCUUACUAAAUGAAUAUUUUUGUGUUAUAAGCAUAACUGCGAAAAUAAAUUCGAUGUAUGAGACUUUAACAUCGUAAAAUGA
Molecule: messenger RNA, 3679 nt
Organism: Drosophila erecta
Lineage: Eukaryota; Metazoa; Arthropoda; Insecta; Diptera; Drosophilidae
Gene: CaMKII
Product: calcium/calmodulin-dependent protein kinase type II alpha chain
Exons: 17
Coding region: 467-2062 (531 amino acids)
Biological process (GO): protein phosphorylation
Cellular component (GO): neuron projection; cytoplasm
Molecular function (GO): ATP binding; calmodulin binding; calcium/calmodulin-dependent protein kinase activity
Source: RefSeq, a predicted model, not a curated record